CGAGCCAUUUUGUCGAACAACGUCUCAUUCCAUCCAAUACCCAGAAAAGACGUCGCACAGUAGCUAUUGACCCACACUGAAUAGGCGGAUGAUUUCUUAGAGAAAUCAGGCCGUGAAGACAUUGCUCCAAGUCCAGAUAACACGACACUCCACAUGGGUCCCCGGAUAAUAAGCUUCAAACAGAUGCAACCACAUGCCUUGUUGGUUUCCAAGAUAAAUCUCCAAAUGGCACAAGUCAAGGCGGCUGCCAAACGAGUCAAACAUUUCCGGCUUUCCACUCAACGCAACCCCAAAGAUUUUCAAGCACGCCUUAAAUUGUUGGCGGAUCAGCCACCGAGACGACGACGGCAAAGAAACUUGAAGCAAUGGCGAGACCGUUUUGCGGCCGUCUCAUGUUCUUCUCCGAGGUUACAGCCGUCGCCAUCCUCGCGGCGGCGGCGCUGCUGCCGGUGGGCUCCCAUGCGCGGGUCUGCCCCCCGUGCGGCUCGACGGCGGUGCCGUACCCGCUGAGCACGGCGGCCGGGUGCGGCGACCCGGCGUACAAGGUCCGGUGCGCGGCCGGCACGUCGGCGCUCUUCUUCGACGCGCUCAACGGCACCUCGUACCCGAUCACCUCCGUCUCGCCGGCGGAGCAGCGCCUGGUGGUCUCCCCGGCGCCGCUGGUGUCCAACGACACGUGCGUGUCCGUGGGGGCCGCCGCCGGCCGCGGCGUGCAGCUGGACCCGUCGCUGCCCUUCAACGUGAGCUCCUCCAACACCAUCAUGCUCCUCAACUGCACGUCCGCGCUGCUGCGCUCCCCGCUCAACUGCUCGUCCAGCUCGCUCUGCCACGCCUACGCCGACGCCACGGCGUCGCCCUGCGCGCCGCUGCCGCUCUGCUGCACGUUCGUGGCGGGCGGGUCGUCGACGUCGCACCGGAUCCGUGCCUCGCCCGAGCUCUGCAGCGCCUACACCAGCUUCGUGGGGCUCGACCCCGCGCAGCCGCCGGCGACGUGGGGCGGCCGGCUCGGCUUGGAGCUGCAGUGGGCGACGCCGAGGGAGCCGGCCUGCCAGACGCAGGCGGACUGCGAGGACGGCGCCAACGCCACGUGCGCCGGUGACCCGGUCGCGGCCGGCGCGGUGCGGCGCUGCCUCUGCGUCCCCGGGCUCGCGUGGGACCCCGUCGCCGGCGCGUGCCAGCAGAUUCCUUCUGAUUGCGAGCGCAGUGGAGACUGCGAGGGAUCCAACCGCGCGCCUAUCAUCGCAGGGAUAGUGUGCGGCCUGGGCGGCGCCCUGCUACUGAUAGCCGCAGGGCUAUUCCUCUAUCGGCGGCAGCGGCGCAUCCGGUUAGCCCGGGAGAGGUUGAUCAAGGAGCGCGAGGACAUCCUGAAUGCGAACAACUCCAGCGGCCGCACCGCCAAGAACUUCACCGGCCGCGAGCUCAAGCGCGCCACGGCCAACUUCUCCCGCGACAACCUCCUCGGCGUCGGCGGCUACGGCGAGGUCUACAAGGGCGCGCUCGCCGACGGCACCCUGGUCGCCGUCAAGUGCGCCAAGCUCGGCAACACCAAGUCCACGGACCAGAUCCUCAACGAGGUGCGCGUGCUGUCGCAGGUCAACCACCGCAGCCUCGUCCGCCUCCUCGGCUGCUGCGUCGACCUCCAGCAGCCGCUCAUGGUGUACGAGUUCAUCCCCAACGGCACGCUCUCGGACCACCUCUAUGGCGCUAUGAGCCAGCCGCCGCUCCCGUGGCGCCGGCGCCUGGCCAUCGCUCGCCAGACGGCCGAGGGCAUCUCCUACCUGCACUUCUCCGCCUCGCCGCCCAUCUACCACCGGGACAUCAAGUCCAGCAACAUUCUCCUCGACGAGCAGCUGGACGGCAAGGUCUCCGACUUCGGGCUGUCCCGGCUGGCGGAGCCAGGGCUGAGCCACGUCUCCACCUGCGCGCAAGGGACGCUGGGCUAUCUCGACCCGGAGUACUACAGGAACUACCAGCUCACGGACAAGAGCGACGUGUACAGCUUCGGGGUGGUGCUGCUGGAACUGCUCACGGCGAAGCGCGCCAUCGAUUUCGGUCGCGGCGAGGACGAUGUCAACCUCGCCGUGCACGUGCAGCGGGCGGCGGACGAGGAGCGGCUCCUGGACGUGGUGGACCCGGCCAUGAAGAACCGCGCCACACAGUUGGAGCUCGACACUAUGAAGGCGCUUGGGUUCUUAGCGCUCGGUUGCCUCGAGGAUCGCCGGCAGAACCGUCCGUCCAUGAAGGAAGUCGCCGACGAGAUCGAGUAUAUCAUCAACAUUGAGGCUGGGGCCGCUGCCGUCGAGCAGGAGCAGCAAAACCCAUGAUUGAUGACCGUGAAAUCCGUGAUACAUACCCUAGAUCUAAGCCCUGUACUACUAUAUAUGCAUCUUUGGCAUGUUAUCGAUGUUGUACGCUAGGGUAAUAGUGUUGAGGUCAAUGACGCCUAAUUAGGAGCACCACAAUUACUCCCAUCGUCAUCUAUAUACUACUCCCCGUUCUUAAA
Molecule: messenger RNA, 2503 nt
Organism: Hordeum vulgare subsp. vulgare (domesticated barley)
Lineage: Eukaryota; Viridiplantae; Streptophyta; Magnoliopsida; Poales; Poaceae
Product: wall-associated receptor kinase-like 20
Exons: 3
Coding region: 366-2324 (652 amino acids)
Biological process (GO): cell surface receptor signaling pathway; protein phosphorylation
Cellular component (GO): plasma membrane
Molecular function (GO): ATP binding; protein serine/threonine kinase activity
Source: RefSeq, a predicted model, not a curated record